GGGCGUGGACAUACAAGGAUUUACAUAACCAUAACUAGCGACUGUUGCAGAUACAAACAUACCAUAAGCGGUGUUUCCUGUUCGUUUUACCUGAUCCAGGUAAACCAGGUACAGACAAAAUGUCGACCGUGAUGUUUGAGAAGCGUUUCCUGCUCCUGACCAUCUCUGUUCUGGAGAUGUUGUUGUUUUCUGGCAUCAUCUACGGAUGGACAUCACUGGUAUACAUCCUCAAACAGGAGGGGUACUUUAGUGACCUUUGUGUCACCUCAUCAGCAAACAACACGCAACAAACCACACAGAUUCUACUUUCGACGAACGCGUCCACCCAGGAUGCACCGCGUUACCCAGAAUGUCUUGAACAGGAUGAGACUCUGACGCAAGUGUUCGCCAUUUCCGUUGUUGCCAGUCAAGUUGCCUCGUUGUUUGCUGGGAUAGCUCUGGACUACUUCGGCCUCCGUGUGACAAGGACAUGCUUUAGCGUACUGAUGGCCACGGCUGGAUUGCUACUGGGAUUCUCCACCAGAGAGUACCCGUAUGUGUACCUUGUGUAUCCCGGAAUGAUCCUUGUGGGAAUGUGUGCUAACAUCACCCUUCUCGCUAACGUAACGGUUGGGAACUUGUUUGGAACGCGGAGGUCUACAGUUAUCACUAUCAUAACGGGAUCCUUCGGCUCCUCUCCCAUCACCUUCCUGGUUCAAAAGUUGCUGUACGUUCAGUUCGGCGUGCCCUUCCAACACAUGUGUUUCACCCUCGCCUGUCUGUGUGUCCCCUCGCUGAUGGCCACCUUUACCCUCUUCCCGAGACGCAAGUUCAUUCCAGAGUCACAACAAGAGACCAGAAAAGACUCACAGGAAACCGAGAAGCUGCAACAGGAAAACAAGAGUGAAGAAAAGAGUGAAUCUGCUGAACCGACUGAGGAGACAUUUGUACAGGUGGUGACGUCACGCCUGUAUCUCCUGCACCUGGCCUACAUGAGUGUCAUGAACUUGAACGUCAUCAUCUUAGUCGGCACAGCAAACAUCUGGUUCAACAUGGUCACCGGGAAUAACAACGGACAGGUGAGUUUCUGGACGGACGUGUUUGGAUUCUUCCAGGUGUCCAAUGUGCUGGUGUCUCCACUCUGUGGGUUCGUCUACGAUCUGGGGCUAAGAGGACAUGCGUAUGGAGGCCCUACCAGGACCAGCAGGCGGCGUGCGGCGGUCCCCGUGUUCGUGAUCACCAGUUUGACCAGCACGUUGGUGUUCUUCUUCGCCGCACUGUCCGUGUGGGACACGCCCUCUGUGGAGUCCAGUACAGGCCUGCUGAUGACGUCAGCACCGGACAUGUUCCUGACCUUCGUUCUCCACAUCCUCAGCAGGGCGUUCAUCUACGGAGGGAACACCGCGUUCAUCGCUAACUCAUUCCCCGGUCGGCACCUCGGGCGGCUGAUCGGGCUGUCGUACAUGGUAGCCGGGCUGGUCGGCCUGCUGCAGUACCCGCUCAUCGGCUGGAUCAAGACGGCUGGAAGCCCGCUUUACGUGUACAUCUUGGUUCUGGUGCUUUCCGUCGCGACGUUUGUCCACCCCGCCUACAUCAGGUACCACUGCCGGACCGGGCCGACCAAAGAAGGCCGCCAUCCUUCGCAAGCUACGCCGGAGAAAUCGGAGAACGGACAUCUUAAACUCGAAGUUUCUGAUCCAAAGGAAACAUGGGUGUGAUUUCCGAGUAGUCCAGAGCUAGAAACGGACGUUAUGUAAUAGAAAACUUUAUUGACUUGACAAAUGUACAGCGACUUUCGUAACAACACAUAAAAUCUGACAAGUGUAUACAAAUGUAUUGUCUACAUAUAUGAAUACAUACUGAUAUGAAUAAGUCAA
This is a messenger RNA of Branchiostoma floridae (Florida lancelet), 1856 nucleotides long. RefSeq names its product solute carrier family 43 member 3-like. The coding region runs from base 120 to 1697 and encodes 525 amino acids. Gene Ontology annotation, molecular function: transmembrane transporter activity. NCBI's taxonomy places the organism in Eukaryota, Metazoa, Chordata, Leptocardii, Amphioxiformes, Branchiostomatidae. The record is from RefSeq and is a predicted model, not a curated record. The transcript is spliced from 13 exons. Gene Ontology annotation, biological process: transmembrane transport.